AUGCCUCCUCCCUGGCGCUGGCAUGCUCGGAUACUACUUCGCGCAAGCGUCGACGGACUGGCGGCCGCACCAUCACCUUCGUCGACUUCUGCCUCGCGCGUCUCGUUCUCUAGUCCCGUCCGGCAAACCCUCUUUGAAUUCGAGGACUGCCCAGGGGGCAAGCUCAAAGCCGAAUGUGCAGCUGUCAGGACGAUUCUGUACCCCGGAAUCAAUCUCACACAUCAUUCCCUUCAUCCAUGUCGCCGCACACCAUCCCUUUUUACCCCUCCCCCAUCCCAAAAAUUCCGGCUGGCCACUCCGCACUGA
This is a messenger RNA of Laccaria bicolor S238N-H82, 306 nucleotides long. RefSeq lists its product as uncharacterized. The record is from RefSeq and is a predicted model, not a curated record. NCBI's taxonomy places the organism in Eukaryota, Fungi, Basidiomycota, Agaricomycetes, Agaricales, Hydnangiaceae. The coding region runs from base 1 to 306 and encodes 101 amino acids. The transcript is spliced from 4 exons.